This is a messenger RNA of Nerophis lumbriciformis (worm pipefish), 1293 nucleotides long. The record is from RefSeq and is a predicted model, not a curated record. Lineage: Eukaryota; Metazoa; Chordata; Actinopteri; Syngnathiformes; Syngnathidae.
AUGGGACUUCCGGUUCAAGAUGGCGGCGCCACGCACGGCUCCAAGUCCAGAUUGCAUCUACUAGGGCUUUGGUAUAUCUAUGGGCGGAAUGGCAGUUCCGUGCAGUCAGUGUUGCCAGAAAAAAACAGAAAAAGGCACCAGAUGGACUCCUCGAGAUCACCCAGAAGCUCCAAGCACCACCAUUCGCGCUCAAGGUCACGCUCCAGGGACAGAAAAAGGAACAGGAAGCACAGGCGGAGUCGCAGUCGGAGCAAAGAGGCACGGAAGCGAGAGCCAGAGAAGAUGUCCAAAUCGCACAAGCCGGCGGACGAACGCCACGACAGGCUCUCGGCCGACGAUGGCGAUGAGCGCUCGCGCCGCAGAGAGCGGAAGUCCCCUGCCGGCUCCUCUCGAGAGCGGCGGCGCAGCAGCAGGAGUCGAGACAGGCGACGCUCCUCACGAUCACACAGUCGUGACAGGAAAAGGAGGGCCCGUUCGCGCUCCAGGUCCAGGUCUAGGUCCAAACAUCGCCAUCGUAGCAGGAGCCGCAGCAGGAGCCGUAGCAGAAGCAGGGAGCGAAAGAAAAAGAGUGAAAAGGUACGCAAAAGGAGUCGGAGUGGCUCCGCCGAUUUGCCCGUCUUCAGGGGGAGAAACACGGCCAUGGACGCGCAAGAGGCCCUCGCCCGAAGGUUAGAGCGAGCCAAAAAGUUCCAGGAACAGAAGGAGAAGGAGUUGCUGGAAAAAAGUCAGCAAGACAUUAUCGGAGCGAGCUCUCCGGCGGCCGCCCCGAAUACCAUCUCGACGGCCACAGCCGCCGCCUCCAACCACGCCCUCAACGUGGCGGCUCUGCUGGCGUCAGGCACGCAGGUGACGCCGCAGAUCGCCAUGGCGGCGCAGAUGGCGGCCUUGCAGGCCAGGACAUUGGCCGAGACGGGCGUGGCCGUGCCCAGCUACUACAACCCGUCCGCCGUCAACCCCUCCAAGUUCGCCGAACAAGAGAAGAAGCGCAAGAAGCUGUGGCAGGGCAAGAAGGACGGGGACAAAUCCCAGACGGCAGAGUUGUGGGAGAGUCUCAACUUUGGCAACAAGGACCAAAAUGUGAAAUUUCGCAAACUGAUGGGCAUCAAGGAUGACGAGGAGGGGGAAGCAUCGAAAGCGCCAAAUGACGAAGGGCUGAAGACCCUCCAGAAGCAGGAGGAGAUGUUCCGCAACCUUGACGUCCAGUACGAGAUGGCUCGAUCGCAGACGCACACACAGCGCGGCAUGGGCCUGGGCUUUUCCUCCGCUUUUUCCCGUGGAAUGGAUUCCGUCUAG